UGUCAGACGGGCAGUUCUCCAUCGCAUAGCAACAAGUGUAAACUUCCUGUUCGUUUCAAGCGAGGAAUUCAGCAUGAAAAUCAGCUUUGUUCUUCUUCAACUAAUUUCGGGCCCAAUUUUUCUUUUGGCCUUUGUCCGUUCCGACCCAGAUCCGCUUCAAGACUAUUGCGUCGCAUCCGCAGAAAAUCCUCCCAACUUCUAUGGUAAUGGGGUGCCAUGCAUCAAUCCGGACCAAGCAAUUGCUUCCCAUUUUGCGACGUCUGCUCUAUCAACACCCGGUAAUACUCACAAUGAGUUCGGCUUCAGCACUUCUCUAACCAACCCUAACAAUUUGCGGGGGCUCAAUACUUUGGGCUUAGCCAUGGCCCGACUGGAUAUUGCACCUGAUGCUCUGCUGCCCCUGCAUUCACAUCCAAGGGCCUCGGAAGUGACCAUUUUGCUAAAGGGCUCCCUCUUUGCGGGCUUUGUCGAUGCUUCUAAUCACCUGUUCACUAGACAAUUACGCCCCGGUGAUUGUUUUGUAUUUCCAAAAGGGCUAAUCCAUUAUCUCUACAACAUGGACAAAGAGGAAGCAGCAUUAGCGAUUUCCGGGUUCAGCAGCCAAAACCCCGGUCUACAAAUCUCAUCAUCUGCCUCAUUCACAUCAAAUCCAGGAAUCCCUGAUGAAGUUCUUGAGAAAACAUUUAAGAUACACGGUCCUGAUGUGGCUAAGAUUAGGAGGAGCCUUGGAGGAUGACUUGGCUUUUAAUCUAAUGCUUCUAGAAAUUGUUUGCUUUUGAAGCUUUAUUUUGGGUGGUUGGGGAUUGAAAAGUGCAGGUUAGGUAUUUGGAUAUUUUUUUUAAAAAAGGACUUCCCAACUACGGCUGUACAAUCAUAUACGGGUACAUCUUUUAGAUUGCCACUUUCCAUGUGUCGCAUAUGUAUAGAAAAGCUUUUUUUGAUUCCACUCAUCAAA
This is a messenger RNA of Coffea arabica (coffee), 955 nucleotides long. Its product is annotated as germin-like protein subfamily 1 member 1. NCBI's taxonomy places the organism in Eukaryota, Viridiplantae, Streptophyta, Magnoliopsida, Gentianales, Rubiaceae. The record is from RefSeq and is a predicted model, not a curated record. Gene Ontology annotation, molecular function: manganese ion binding.